UAACUCAUUCUGCACCUUGAUUAAUUUCUUGAAAUUUUAAUUCAAACAAGAAAGAAAAUGGAGAGUGCACAAGAAGAGGAGAUCGUAAUCGUUGGAGGUGGAAUCUGUGGGCUUGCCACCGCCCUGGCUUUUCACAGGAAAGGGAUUAGAAGCAUAGUACUUGAAAAGUCAGAAACAUUGAGAACCACUGGAGUGGGAAUCAUAAUACAGUCAAAUGGGUGGCGAGCACUGGAUCAACUUGGUGUUGCUUCAAUGCUUAGGAACACUGCUAUUCAUAUACAGUCUGGGAAUCAUAUAUCAGUUGGUGACAACAAGCCAAAAGAAUUGCCAAAUGGUGGAGAAUUACGAUGCUUAAGACGAACUGAUCUUGUUAAAGCACUAGCCAAUGAUUUGCCAUGGGACACUAUACAAUUUGGUAAGCAGGUAAUAUCCAUAGAAGAGGAUCCAAUAACCUCAUAUCCUAUUCUUCAUCUUCAAGAUGGAAGUGUUGUCAAGGCCAAGAUUGUGAUUGGAUGUGAUGGUGUAAACUCUAUCAUCGCAACCAUCCUGGGGCUAAAUUCUACCAAGCUUUCUCCAACUUGUGUGGUAAGAGGCUUCUCAUAUUUCCAGAAUGGUCAUGAUUAUGGUAGCAAGUACCAUCUAUUGAGCAACGUCAACGACCGCGUUAAGCUUGGAAUUGUCCCUGUUACUCACAAGUUAAUCUACUGGUUUGUAACUCGAAAGUGGAAUUCUCAAGAUUUAAAGAUUUCAAGAGAUCGAAUGCUUAUUAAAGAAUCAACUGUGGAAUUACUCAAGAAUUUCCCUCAGGAAACAGUAGAGCUGAUAAGGAAUAGCGACCUGGAAUCGUUGCAUCUCACAGAUUUGAGAUACCGAUCACCAUGGGAUGUACUGAAGACAAACUUCAGAAAAGGGACAGUGACAGUGGCUGGAGAUGCUAUGCAUGCAAUGGGUCCAUUCCUGGCACAAGCAGGCUCAGCCUCUCUAGAAGACGCAGUGGUGCUUGCUAGAUGCUUGGGAGAAAAGAUUCAGAAUAAACCAAUGAAGGGUACACGUGUGAAAGAAAUGGUAGAGGAAGGGCUAGAUCAGUACUUGAAAAAAAGGAAAAUGAGAGUCUUCUGGUUGUGUCUGCAAACCUUCCUUACUGGUACAGUCAUCCAGCCAUCAUCCUUGCCUAUGAAAUUCUUGAGUAUUUUCUUGCUAAUCAUUCUGUUUAGAGAUCCAAAUCAGCAUACCCGCUAUGACUGUGGCAACUCCUAGAACAACACUCUUUAUCUAUAGAGAGUGAAAUUGUUGGUCUUUGAGAUUUUAUCCAAAACUUCUUCACUCAUCUCAAGCUAUAUUGACUUGAUCAUACUGAACCAUCAAACUUAUAGCUGGAUUCAAAGGAGGAUUAUAUUUCUAAUUAUCUCAUAAUCUUCUUUCAAUCCUUUUGCAACCAGCUGGCUGGGCCUAUAAAUGGAAGGCUAGUUUUUAUUCCACAAUUUGCCACUUUCAAGCAUGCAUAUGUAUGCAUGAUUGUGUAUAUAUACAAUGGUUUUAUUAUAGCUAUUGAUUAUAGUGGAUUCCAUCAUAAUUAACGGCUCAAAUUUAUGCAUAACAAUUUUUUUU
This is a messenger RNA of Hevea brasiliensis (rubber tree), 1608 nucleotides long. RefSeq names its product monooxygenase 1-like. The record is from RefSeq and is a predicted model, not a curated record. The transcript is spliced from 5 exons. The coding region runs from base 58 to 1257 and encodes 399 amino acids. Lineage: Eukaryota; Viridiplantae; Streptophyta; Magnoliopsida; Malpighiales; Euphorbiaceae. Gene Ontology annotation, molecular function: FAD binding.